Molecule: messenger RNA, 471 nt
Organism: Adineta ricciae
Lineage: Eukaryota; Metazoa; Rotifera; Eurotatoria; Adinetida; Adinetidae
Source: the annotation of a GenBank genome assembly
AUGUCGAGUGCAAAUCGAUUGAUUGAGAACGACGAAGAGGAAGAGACUGAUGAUAAUGAUGGCGAAGAAAAGCCGUGGUUCUAUCCGCGUACAUCGUCACCACAUUCAUCUUUAAGUGUUAAUAAUAGUUUUACUCAUCAGUCAUCGUCAGCAACCAUAGGAUCAUGGGGCUUUGAUGUUAAUCGCUCGACAAACAACAACAACAGCAAUGCUGAUCAGCAAACAAUCUCGAGAACAACUAUUAAAGAUUAUAACGAAUGUCUAACUGAUAAACUAGCAUCAUCUGAUCGAGAAUCGAAAUUACGUUCGCCAGCAUUAACAAAGCAACGUGAUGGCAAUGAAUUUGCUGCGAUUGAUCGUCUAGUUUUUGGUCCCAAUCGAGAAUCGAAUAAUUCAUCAUCUCAAGUUUCAAUAAACCGAAACAACAAUGUGAAACAGCAAGCAGAACAAGAACUAUUUGCCUGGUGUUAG